This is a messenger RNA of Phytophthora nicotianae INRA-310, 1776 nucleotides long. RefSeq lists its product as hypothetical. The transcript has a single exon. The record is from RefSeq and is a predicted model, not a curated record. The annotation marks the transcript as partial. NCBI's taxonomy places the organism in Eukaryota, Oomycota, Peronosporomycetes, Peronosporales, Peronosporaceae.
AGCACGCAAUACAUUGCACAUUCAUUGCGCAAUUGGAGAUGGAAGAGACAACUCCAGUCCAGCGCUCCCCGCUUCCACCAGCGAGCAAUACGGAGUUGAGCCCGCCGCAGGACGUGGAGGCAGAUGGAGAUGACCUAUUAACUGACAGCGGGCGCAACUGGAGCCCGGACGUGCUGCUGGAGCUAGUGAAGAUCUGGCGCCGCGUGUUCCUGGCGCACCCUGACUGGAGCCGUGUACAACGCAUGCAGGCUGUGUACGAUAUUUUUAAGCAGACGGUAGACUGCUCGCAGCGUAGUCGCAAGGCUGUCGAUGACAAGCUGUACUCCAUGAAGCAGAUGUACCAGUUUAUCGCUCAGGUGAAGGAUCAGUUCAAGCAGGGAGGUCCCGACAAGGCACCUUCCCCGUCCUGGUUUGAGCUCACCAAAGAGGAGCGGCGCGUGGUCCGCACGUUACAUCGUGUGCGCAUCCCCAACAUCUCUCUUGAGGUGUAUAACGUGUUCGACAGCGUGUUGAGUCCCAGUGCUGUGGCUGCUAGGAGAACUGCAAUGGAGAACAAUGGAUUGACAGCAACGAGCAGUAAUACAACUCAGGGGACUUCGAUUACAGGAGACAACCGUGCGGUGAUACCGAUGGUAGUAACUGGUACUGCGCCCAGUGAGGAACCACAAGAAAAUACACAGGAGAUCCUGGACGUGAAGCGCAAUUGGAGUUAUGAUGUGACACUGCAGCUGGCGAGGGUGUGGAACAAUGUGCAUAAGGAGAACCCCGCUUUGAAAGGAGCUACGCUGAGUUUGAAUGUGUACAACGCAUUCAUGGCGGCAGUGGGAGGGUCGAACCGUUCCAGGAAGGCUGUCGACGACAAGAUGCACUCGAUGAGAGAGAUGUAUCGCUUCAUGAAGAACUACGAGACAAAACGCUUAACCACUGGAGACCCGAAAAUCCCAUGGUUUGAUCUUACUAAACCCCAGCGACGAGCUGUUCGUGCUGCGAACAAAAUCCGUGUUCCAAAUCUGGCCCCAGAUGUGUACAACGAGAUCGACAUGCUCAUGGCGAGAAUGAACCAAGUGUCUCCAUCCGAUACUCCAAUUGAGCCUGCGUCAUCUUCUGUGUUCUCCACGGAACCGGAAGGCAGCCAGCAAAAUGCAAACUUCACGUCGACGAUUAUUAACGGCAUGUCUUCACAUAACAAAGGGGCCACAAAUCAGAAUGGCAACAACCAUUCAGGUCAUAUUACAUGUGAAUGUGGCGCCAAGCGCCUUCUCGAUAUUGCCCCAGCUGUUGUAACCAUCACGUCGUCUAGUACUGGCAACAGCAUUUUACAGCAGCAGCAGCAGCAACAGGUUAGCGGGUCAGCUCCAAUCACUUCGACACAACGCGCGCAGACCACCAACUUUUACUCUUCCCAGCAAGUCCGGGACCAAGGCACACCAAAGCGCCAGCGAACGAUGCAAGAGCAGCCUAUGGGGAUGAUAGACUCGCAGACGGCGCGCGAGUUCUUCGAGCAGAUGCGUCUAUCGUUGGCUCAGGACCGCGAGGAAAGGCGCCAGCAGCAUACCGAACAAAUGAGUGCAUUGCGCGAAAUCGCAUCUUUGCUAAAACAGAGGAGGUGAGGGCGCACACGUUGAUGGUAACUCGAUGCUGUCAGGUUCUAUUUGGCUUGAGAUUGCAAGUGAAAGUAAAGACAAGGGGAGUAGUACAGUACACUACACGUUGCUUGUGAUACCCCAACGUUUGUCCCUCAACUGGACUCAAAUGAACUUGCGCAAUAAAAUAUCG